This is a messenger RNA of Emys orbicularis (European pond turtle), 1847 nucleotides long. RefSeq names its product phosphatidylinositol glycan anchor biosynthesis class V (gene PIGV). The transcript has 3 exons. NCBI's taxonomy places the organism in Eukaryota, Metazoa, Chordata, Testudines, Emydidae. Gene Ontology annotation, cellular component: mannosyltransferase complex; endoplasmic reticulum membrane. Gene Ontology annotation, molecular function: alpha-1,6-mannosyltransferase activity; GPI mannosyltransferase activity. Gene Ontology annotation, biological process: GPI anchor biosynthetic process. Bases 22 to 1593 code for a protein of 523 amino acids. The record is from RefSeq and is a predicted model, not a curated record.
GAGGCAACUUCCAAGGUCAUAAUGAAGCUGAUGAAUAGAAGAGACCCCUAUGUUCGAGAGGUCAUCCGGUUUGCAGUGUGUUGCAGAGCCCUGACACUUGUGCUCCAGGCCCUGUUUAACUUCUUGAUCCCGGAUCAUGCAGCAGAUGCCUUCUCUCCUCCCCGCCUGUCAGAACCCAGCCUCUGUGACUGGUUGUCGGAAUGGCUGUUGGGGGGCUUGUCGCACUGGGAUGCAGAGCACUUCCUGUUCAUAGCUGAGCAUGGCUACCUGUAUGAGCACAACUUCGCCUUCUUCCCAGUGUACCCCCUCAGUGUGCGAGCCGUGGCAAAGGUCAUCCUGUGGCCUCUGCAAGGGCUACUGUGUUUACGGAGCCGCCUGCUCUUGUCAGCGGUGCUUUUGAAUGCUCUCCUCUCAGUCCUGGCAGCUGCUGUCCUCUAUGAGCUGGGGUGCGUGGUGCUGCGGUGUCGCAGGAUGGCCUUCCUCUCUGCUGUCCUCUUCUGCCUCACCCCCGCCAAUGUGUUCAUGACAGCCGCUUACUCAGAAAGCAUGUUUGCUUUCCUGGUGUUCAGUGCCAUGCUGCAGCUGGAGAAAGGGCAGAGCUGGACCAGCGGACUGCUCUUCUCCCUUGCUGCUGGUGUGCGCUCCAACGGGGUGAUCAACACCGGCUUCCUCAUCUAUUCCCAGAGUAAAGACCUUGCCCUCCAACUCCAGGCAGGUGCUGGGACUGUAAUGAAGCUGCCUCAGGUCUGGAGACGACUCCUCCGCUUUGCAGCUUCAGUGGUUCUGAUGUCUGCUGGGGUCUUUUUCCCUUUUGCUUUGUUUCAGUCCUAUGCCUACUUGAGAUUCUGCAAUCCUGACGCCAGCUCUGAACAUGCUGUUCCCAGGCCGCUAUUGCAGCUGGCUGUGGAUAAAGGGUAUCGUCUAGCGGCCAUGAGUGGGAUGAAACCUGCGUGGUGCUCCCAGGGGCUCCCUGUGGUCUAUUCUUACAUUCAAGAUGUUUACUGGAAUGUGGGCUUUCUAAGGUACUUUGAGCUUAAACAGGUACCCAACUUCCUGCUUGCUGCGCCGGUUACUGUGCUGGGCUCUUGGGCCACCUGGUUCUACCUCACUGCAAAUCCCCAGUACUGCUUAAUGCUUGGCCUAGUGAGAAGGAAGAAGGAAGGAAGGAAAGGAGAGGACUCUGAUAAGCCAGUGGAUGGAUUUCGCUGCACCAGUGUCUUCGUUUACGUGGUCCAUGCCAUGGCUCUUCUGGCCUUCGGAAUCCUCUGCAUGCAUGUGCAGGUUGUAACCAGGUUCCUAGGCUCGUCUACACCAGUCUUGUACUGGUUCUCUGCUCAUCUGCUCCAGGACUAUGAACCUUUGCUGUGGAAAGAAGGAGCUGCUAUCCAGACUGCAGCAUCCCUCUCCAAGAAGCCCAGUGUAGGCAGCUCUUUUCCUGGAUCGUUCAGAAAAGGGAUUUCUGAAAACCCCAUCAUGAGAUUACUGCUGAACUGGAGAACAAGUUCCCCUCUCACCAAAUGCAUUCUGGGAUACUUCCUGUCCUACUGGCUGCUGGGGCUGAUCCUACACUGCAACUUCCUGCCUUGGACAUAGUUAGAGUUUGAGAACAUGUAUUUGUGAUGGACCUGCUAAUGGGAACAGAAUCGCUGCUCAGAAUAUAAACUCUUUUUUAAACUUGACAUAAGUGAAUUGAUGCUACUAUCUUUCUUUUUAUUUCCAAAGGCAUACAGAGCCCCCAAUAUGUACACAUGACUCUGUGCUCUUAUUGCUGUAAACCUCAUCCUUCCUCAUUCCAUUCUCCCCCCUACCAUUUGUCACCAUUACUGGUCGUAUGAUGGCUAAAAUCU